This is a messenger RNA of Teleopsis dalmanni, 1151 nucleotides long. Its product is annotated as hydroxysteroid dehydrogenase-like protein 2. The record is from RefSeq and is a predicted model, not a curated record. NCBI's taxonomy places the organism in Eukaryota, Metazoa, Arthropoda, Insecta, Diptera, Diopsidae. The coding region runs from base 95 to 949 and encodes 284 amino acids. The transcript is spliced from 4 exons. Gene Ontology annotation, cellular component: mitochondrion.
GAUUGUUUUAAUUUUAUAAAGUAUCUCAGCUGAUAAUGAUAGGAGUUUGACUUUGUACCUUUCUAUGCAGAAAUAGUUGAAGAACGAAGAUCAAAUGGAGAACACCGGAAUAUUGAAAGGAAAGACCAUUUUUAUAACUGGAGCUUCUCGUGGCAUUGGAAAAGCAAUUGCUUUGAAAGCAGCUAAAGAUGGUGCAAAUAUAGUUAUUGCAGCUAAAACAGCAGAUCCACAUCCUAAGCUACCCGGCACAAUAUAUACUGCAGCUGAAGAAAUCGAAAGAGCUGGCGGAAAAGCCUUACCUUGUAUUGUUGAUGUUCGAGAUGAAGAACAGGUAAAAAAAGCAGUAGAUGCAGCUGUAGCGAAAUUUGGAGGUAUUGAUAUUUUAAUAAAUAAUGCCAGUGCUAUUUCUUUAACACACACAUUGGACACUGAUAUGAAACGAUAUGAUCUUAUGCAUAAUAUUAACACAAGGGGAACAUUUUUAGUUUCCAAAAUAUGUUUACCGUAUCUACUGAAAAGUAAACAUGCUCACAUACUCAAUAUAUCUCCACCACUUUCUAUGAGGCCCAAAUGGUUUGGUAACCAUGUUGCUUAUACAAUGGCUAAAUAUGGUAUGUCUAUGUGUGUGUUAGGCAUGGCGGAGGAAUUCAAAGACAUGAAUUUAGCUGUUAAUGCCUUAUGGCCACGUACUGCUAUACAAACGGCUGCAAUUGAUUUGAUAUCAGGUCCAGAAGCAGCUAAAUAUUCACGUAAAGCAGAUAUAAUGGCAGACGCAGCUUAUGCUUUGUUGUCAAAGAAACCUGAUAGUUGUACUGGUAAAUUUUUAAUAGAUGAGGAAGUGUUGUUAGAGGCCGGAGUUAAGGAUUUGAAACAAUAUGCAUGUGUUCCAGAAAAUGCUGAUAUGUUGAUUGAAGACUUUUUCUUGGAACCUCACCAUUCCAAAUUAUAGUAUUAUAUAUACAAGUGAAAAUCGGGGGUGUUGGUAUUCUGGGGAUAACAUUUUGUUUUAUUAACAUGAUAAUAAUGUAAAAUUAAUUUGAGAAUAAACUUUUAUAUAUGUACAUUCUAAUUAAAAACUGAAACAUGCAGUAUCAUAUAUGUAUGAACUAAUAGCAAAACAUAACAGGAUAACCAAUUACUGAUAUAUAUAU